AGGCCGCGGGGGCCGCAGCGGGGCCUGUGGCUUGUGUGGCGGCGGCAGCCGCAGCCGUCGGGCACCAUCUGGAAUUUAAAAAAGCCCCCCGGCGCUCCGAGGGGCAGUGCCCAGCCUUCAAGAUGCGCACGCUUCUGCAGCCCGCGGGCAGCCCGGCGGGCGGCGAGGGGCGGUGCUGUAGAGACAAGCGCGGCAGCACCGUGGUGUUUGCCAGAGGAGCAUCCUUUCCUGUUGCUCUGAAGAGCACUAAACAUCCAAUGGCAAGGGAAUAUAUGAGAAGUUAUGGAAAGAAGGAAUGGAAGUGUUUACAGCUCUGUGUUACGGCAGGACUGGAAGGGCACUGUGCCAGCAGCAGGACUGGGAAGCAGACUGUUACAUCCUGGCGGAUCGGGUUCGGGUUCAGGUUCGGGAUCGGAGUCAGGCUCGGCCCCGGCGCGGCGGAUCCCGGAGAUGGCCAAGUACACAAGAGGCACUGUGACCGCCUUCUCUCCUUUUGAUGCCAGAGCUGAUGCAGAAGCUCUUCGUAAGGCCAUGAAGGGAAUGGGGACUGAUGAAGAAACUAUUCUGAAGAUCCUUACCAGCAGAAACAAUACUCAGCGUCAAGAAAUUGCAUCUGCCUUUAAAACCUUAUUUGGCAGGGAUCUUGUAGAUGACCUGAAGUCGGAACUUACUGGCAAGUUUGAAACACUGAUGGUGUCUCUGAUGAGGCCAAGAUAUAUUUUUGAUGCUCAUGCACUGAAGCAUGCCAUCAAGGGAGCAGGAACCAAUGAGAAGGUGUUGACUGAAAUUCUUGCUUCCAGAACACCCGAGGAAGUGCGGAAUGUUAAGCAGGUUUAUCUGCAAGAGUAUGAGGCCAACUUGGAGGAUAAGAUCAAAGGAGAAACAUCAGGCCAUUUUCAGAGACUGCUGGUGGUCCUGCUGCAGGCAAAUAGAGAUCCUGAUGGCAGAGUUGAUGAGGGUCUUGUUGAGCAGGAUGCUCAGGUCUUGUUUAGAGCUGGGGAGCUGAAAUGGGGAACAGAUGAAGAGAAGUUCAUUACCAUCUUGGGAACCCGAAGCAUUUCACAUUUAAGGAGGGUGUUCGACAAAUACAUGACUAUUUCCGGCUUUCAAAUUGAAGAGACAAUUGACCGUGAAACCUCUGGUGAUUUGGAGAAGCUGCUUUUGGCAGUUGUGAAAUGCGUCCGAAGUGUGCCUGCCUAUUUUGCUGAAACUCUGUAUCAUUCUAUGAAGGGGGCUGGCACUGAUGAUGAUACCCUGAUCAGAGUCAUGGUCUCAAGAAGUGAAAUUGAUCUGUUGGAUAUUAGACAAGAAUUCAGAAAGAAUUUUGCUAAAUCAUUGCAUCAUAUGAUUCAGAAAGAUACAUCUGGGGACUACAGGAAAGCACUCCUGCUCCUCUGUGGUGGAGAUGACGACUAAUGGUGACAAUGACAUGAAGGAUUUGUUGUACUCCAGCUUUGCAGCCCUUAGUUAGCAUGUCUACUAAGUUUUUGUAUCUUAAUGCUUUGUGGCUGUUUGAAUUUGUACUAGUACUGCACUUACUAAAAAUGAGCAUAUUGUUAUCCAAGUGAUAGCUAGUCCUUCCUCUUCCUGACAUCCCAACUUCCAGGAUUUUCAAGUGCCUUCUGUGAAUAUGUGAGAGUUGUCUUCAUGGAAGAUGAGAACUGAGUACAGAACCCAGUUCUUUGCAAGUGUUUUGCUGAAAUAGGAAAAAAAACACACAUGUAUUUCACUAAUAAUUUGGAGAUAAUGUCUUUGCUUAUAAUCCUGACAUUUCCACUGAAUCUUAAGCUAGCUCUAACAUAGUUGCAAAUUAAGAGAAGAUAUCCUUUGUAUGUUAUAUUUGAAUGAAUUUGCUGAACAUAAUACAAGCAAUCAUUGGAAACCUAAAGGACCAAUAAAUUUUUUCCCUCUAA
Messenger RNA from Apus apus (common swift), 1913 nucleotides. RefSeq names its product annexin A5 (gene ANXA5). Gene Ontology annotation, biological process: negative regulation of coagulation. The record is from RefSeq and is a predicted model, not a curated record. Gene Ontology annotation, molecular function: calcium ion binding; calcium-dependent phospholipid binding. NCBI's taxonomy places the organism in Eukaryota, Metazoa, Chordata, Aves, Apodiformes, Apodidae. Gene Ontology annotation, cellular component: cytoplasm. Bases 283 to 1416 code for a protein of 377 amino acids. The transcript has 15 exons.